UUCCGUGUCGCUGUCGCUGUGCGGUAGGGUGGUGCCUGCGGCGCGGCGCCUCUUUCCUCAGCGGCGAUGGAGCUCCCGCUGCCCCCGUCCCUGCCCGCAGCUGCAGCCGUGCUGGCGCUGGCGCUGCCGGGCCUAGCUGCCUUUCUCCUGGUGCUGGUGAGAACCGGGCCGCGGUCACCGCUGUGCCGGGAGGGCGCGAUUUGUAUGAUUGCUCAUAUAACUGCCAGAAAAAUGCCAACCUUUCACCGACAUGAAAAAGAGAAAUUCUUCGUAAAUGCUGAAGGCAGGAAAGAAUCUGUGCCAAGUAUACAUGAUCCCCCUACCAGGGAGCUUUCUGUUGUUGUGCCUUCGUACAAUGAGGAAGACCGGUUACCUCUUAUGAUGGAUGAAGCCUUGGAUUAUCUAGAAAAAAGACAGAAACGAGAUCCUUCAUUCACGUAUGAAGUAAUAGUGGUGGAUGAUGGUAGUAAAGAUGAAACUACAAAGGUUGCAAUGAAGUACUGCAAGAAAUAUGGAAGCGACAAAGUGCGAGUGCUUACUUUGGUAAAAAAUCGAGGGAAAGGAGGAGCAGUUAGGAUGGGUGUCUUUAGUUCUCGGGGGGAAAAUAUUCUUAUGGUUGAUGCAGAUGGAGCUACAAAAUUUGCAGAUAUUGAAAAAGUAGAAGAAGGUCUAAAAAAUCUUCAGCCAUGGCCUAAUGAAAUGGCUAUUUCCUGUGGUUCUAGAGCUCACCUGGAGAAGGACUCAGUAGCAAAGCGCUCUUACUUUCGAACUAUUCUAAUGUAUGGGUUCCACUUCCUUGUAUGGUUUCUCUGUGUCAAAAAGAUCAGGGACACGCAGUGUGGAUUUAAACUUCUGACCAGAGAAGCUGCUUUACGGACUUUCUCAACACUUCAUAUAGAACGCUGGGCAUUUGAUGUGGAACUUCUUUAUAUAGCUCAGCGCUUGGGAAUACCUAUAGCAGAAGUUGCUGUCAACUGGACUGAAAUUGAAGGUUCUAAGUUAGUUCCCUUUUGGAGCUGGCUGCAGAUGGGCAGGGAUCUCCUUUUUAUACGACUGCGAUAUAUGACUGGUGCCUGGCAGCUUGAAACAAGAAAAUGUAAUUAGGUUAUUUACAUUUUCCAAAUAUAUUAUUAUACUUAAUGGAACAUGAGAACAGUUUCAAUCAAGUGAAGUGGUGAUGAAAGCUGAGGUAAUUCUUCAUUACUCCUGUUGUAUGUUUCAUUUUUGCAGCACGUAUGUGUUUUAUAAGGUUGUCAGCAGGAGAUUUGUACCAUGUUUUGAAAAGAGAAAGCAUUCCCAAAAAUAUUUUCUUAUCUGUUAAUCAGGUUUUUAUAAUAUUAAAUAGUAGCUUUAACAUGUCUUAUAAGUUCACUCAAAUAAAUAUAUCUUCUUUUGUCUCAUCAUACAUUUGGAAUUUCCUUACAUAUAUUAAAAGGAGGCAGUCUGUUCUACCUGAUGCAAUAUUGUGUUGUGAAUGACCACAACCAUUUGUUUCUAGAGUAGCUGGAAAUAUAGGGCCAUAUUGCAACUUGGAAUUAUCAAUCAUGGUUCACACUGAUGCAUGUUUAGAUUCAGUGUUACGGGAAAUAUUAAUGGGUUUUACUGAGUUACGACAGUAAUGUUCAUAAGGCUAUUCUAAGAACUUUCAGUAGUCUAUUGACAUUCCAGAUGUUUUUGUCUGAAGCUGAAAUAGUUUGUCUGAAAUCAAACUGUGGAUCAUCUCCAGACUGUGGAAGAUCCAAGAGAAAGUACUUUUUAUGUUAAAAUGUUGUCUUCUAUAAAUAUGUUUUGCUCAUAUGUACUAAGUAAUAUGGUAUGUUCAAGGCUGGGAGUCCUUGGCAUCUACAAAUCUGUAGUGCAAAGGGUAUGGAAAGAUAAUUCAGAACAUAAAAAUUGAGACCCAAUGUACACUGGGGGCCUGUGCAUUACCGGUGCCAGUCUGAUAUUUCCACACUUCAAAUGAGAUCAGAGAGGGAGGAAGGGGUCUUGAGCCUUUCCUCAUAAUAUCAUACCCUGUUACUUCUGUAACAAGUGUAUGACAGGGUUCAACAGUGCUUUCAAAACAGUUGUGGACUGCCAACAAUCUAAGCCAAUCUGUCUUUCGGAAACGUACAAAUCUGUACAGAUUUAAAGAACGAGUGGCAUAUGGCUGUACUUUCACAUAUGAUUUCAUUGGUGAUUUUUCUUAUUCCUUCUGCAAUAUUGAGUUUUGCUCCUGUUAAGGUUACCUCAGUUUUCUACGCAUUGAAGUAUUGGAAUAAAUUAUCAAGAAG
Molecule: messenger RNA, 2273 nt
Organism: Pezoporus occidentalis (night parrot)
Lineage: Eukaryota; Metazoa; Chordata; Aves; Psittaciformes; Psittacidae
Gene: ALG5
Product: ALG5 dolichyl-phosphate beta-glucosyltransferase
Exons: 10
Coding region: 67-1104 (345 amino acids)
Cellular component (GO): endoplasmic reticulum membrane
Source: RefSeq, a predicted model, not a curated record